UCAAAGAACCAAUCUUUCUCUCAUUACCAGCCAUGACUACUCAAUUCGUCAUUCUCUCCCUUCUCGUCUCUUGUAAUACCCUCAUUUACGCCAAUGCCGAAGACACGGGUUUCGUGGGCUCACUAGAUCACAAGGCAUUGGGUUUAAAGAAGAAAGACAAGGUUAGCCAUUUCCGGUUCUACUUCCACGAGACCUUCACCGGAAGCAACGCCACCACGGUCUUCGUGGUUCCGCCGCUCCCCCAGUACAGCUCCACCAGCUCCUUCGGGGCAAUCGGGGUCAUGGACAACGUCUUGACGGCGGGACCGGAGCGUACCUCGAAGGUGGUGGGGAGAGUGGAGGCCUUGGCCGCUGCCACGUCACAAACGGAGUUUAAUUUAUUGAUAUUUUUUAACUUCAUAUUAACCCAAGGGAAGUACAAUGGGAGCACCAUCACCGUGUUGGGGAGGAACCGCACCUCCCUAAAGGUUAGGGAGAUUCCUGUGGUUGGAGGCACUGGGGUGUUUAGGUUUGCAACUGGGUAUGCUGAAACUAACACCAUCUUUUUUGAUCCACAAACUAGGUCUACCAUUGAGUACAACAUCUAUGUUUCUCAUUAUUAAUGAGUUAAAGCCCAAUAAAGAGACUUUCAUCAUCAAAGGUGCAAGCUAAGGGGUGCCUUGCCCAUAUACAAAAAGAAUAAGAAAGCAUCUAAAGGUUAUACCAUUCUACAUUUGUAUUGAUACGUAUGCUUUGUACUUAGUAUGCUAUGAUGUCAACAAGUUUAAUUACAUGGUGUAAAAGCCUUUGAAACUGAAUUACAUUGGAAACUUCUAUGGAAAAAUAUGGCUGGUAUCUUUAGUCUUUUUUU
This is a messenger RNA of Glycine soja, 850 nucleotides long. Its product is annotated as dirigent protein 22-like. The record is from RefSeq and is a predicted model, not a curated record. The coding region runs from base 33 to 602 and encodes 189 amino acids. Lineage: Eukaryota; Viridiplantae; Streptophyta; Magnoliopsida; Fabales; Fabaceae. The transcript has a single exon.